Panthera uncia (snow leopard) is the source of this 5913-nucleotide messenger RNA. It is a transcript of the gene QRICH2, whose product is annotated as glutamine rich 2. Bases 277 to 5883 code for a protein of 1868 amino acids. NCBI's taxonomy places the organism in Eukaryota, Metazoa, Chordata, Mammalia, Carnivora, Felidae. The transcript is spliced from 23 exons. The record is from RefSeq and is a predicted model, not a curated record.
GCUGCGCGAGGGGAGGGCGGCCCAGGGCUCGAGCUCGGGGAGCUGGGAGACGGGAGAGCGGAGACCGGACUGCGCAGGGUAGGUGGCGGCCGGACCCCGCCGGGGAGGCGGGCGCCCGUCCCUGGGAGCAAAGAGGGGGAAGCCUGGCGGCCGGGCCCUUCCUCUCUCCGUCUUCCGAGCGCUGCAGACGGUGACUCGUGCUCCGGAGAGCGCCAGGGGCGCGGCGGGCAGUGAGGGGGACGUGGCGGGCGCGGACCCCCGCUGAGAAGGCGCACGAUGCCGCCCGCGACGGCGACCGCCACGGUCUCCCUCCGGGAGCUGGCCGACCUGGCCAUCGGCACCCCGGAGGUGGGCGCCGUCAACUUCACGGCCCUGCACACGCUCAUCGUGGCCAUGCUCCGGAGCCUCAACCUGCAGGAGGUGCGCAUCAACUUCCAGUCGCCGUCGCCCGAGUCGAGUCGCUCCUCCGAGCUCCCGCGGACCGCGCUCAGCGCCCCGCAGCUGGCUGUGCCCAAAGAGAAGCCGCGCAGCAGCUCGGCCAGGCCGCCGGCGCUGGAGAGCCAGGUGAAGGACCUCAGCAAGCAGCUCAAGACCGUCACAAGCCAGGUGCAGGGCAUCAUGAGCCACGUGCAGCACCUUACUUAUCCCGUGGGCCGGCUGCCCGUGGACUCCCAGGACCGGCCGGAGGGGGAGAUGGCCGUGCUGCUGCCGGACAGGGCUCGAGGAGGGUCGGUGAAAAUCGCGAAGGACGGCGAGCUGGACGGCGAGCGGGCCAGCGCCACCAAGGCCACGGUGCUGCUGCACGAUGUCGCAGAAGAUGUGAAAGCCUUGAAAGAAGCCAAGGAAAAGGCGCAGGAGCAUUCCGAGAAAGCCUUCCAACGGUUGGAUGAACUAGAGAAGAAAAUCAGAGAACGGGACAAAUUCCUGGACCUAGUGGGCCGGAAGCUGAGUUUGAUGCCUGUUGGAGAAGAAGUCACCAUGGUCACCUGGGAGGAGCUAGAGCAAGCAAUUACUGAUGGCUGGAGGUCCUCACAAGCGGGCUCAGAGACAACAACGGGACUCCUUAAACGCAAAAAGCAUACUUCCUUAACAUCGGAUGACGGAGCCUCCACCAAGCACUCAAGUGCUGACCCAACUGUGGAUUCUGCAGAUGGUCAUGGUUCCGAUCGGACCUUAUCAGGACUCAGUGCCAUGGGAUACCCCUCCGAAGGAGUUGGCGGGGAACGAAAGAAAAGCACCCCCGCCACUGCAUCCCCUGGUAGAGGACAGCACCCAAGGGCCCGUGACGAGGCUGGCUUGGCAAAGUCCCAUCAGCCACCUGUGUCCCAAUUCAGACUAGAGUCAGAUCGUCACAGGACUAGAGAGCUGCAGCCGCACACCUCAGCAUAUCUAAGAAAAGAUGAACGAGAGGCACACCCUGGUCUAGUUCAACAGGACUUGCCCUCAGCCACCGCGAUCGGAGAUCAGCAUCCUCACGUGUACCCAGAUCAGCAGGGGGGGGUACAUGUUAGCUAUGGUCAAAUCUAUCCGAGGCCAGACCAACGUGGAACAGCACCGCUUGGCAUGGAUCAGCUUGCAUCGCUCCAUCAUAGCACUUACCCACACAGUGUGGUACCCCUCAGCGUGGGUCAGCUUGGUAUGACGCCACCUGGAAUGGAUGAGCAGGGCAUGGCUCAGCGUGGUAUGAUGCCACCACUGGUACCUGGCAGAGAUCGGCAAGGCUUGCGACCACCUAGUACAGAUCAGCCUGGUAUGGUUCCAUUUAGCACGUAUCAGCACAGCAUGAUAUUUCCUGGCACGGACCGACAGCCUGAUGUGGCUCAGCGUGGAUUGGUACCUCCUCACGUGGAUCAGCAUGGAUUUUUAAUAGCCAGCAUGGAUCAGCAAGGACUGGCAGUGCCUGGCAUGGAGCAGCAUGGACUGGUUCCGCAUCUCAUCGAUCAGCACGGUUUGGGACCAACUGGCACAGAACAGAAUGCUUUAGUCCAGCCUGGUUUGCUCCAGCCUGGUGCGGGUCAGCCUGGUUUGGUCCAACCUGGAAUGGAUCAGCGUGGUUUGGUGCAGCCUGUGGUAGAUGAAAGUGGUUUGGUUCAGCCUGGUGCUUAUCUACCUGACUGGGUUCAACCUGGUGCAUAUUCCGGUGGCUGGGUCCAGCCUGGUGCCUAUCCUCUUGAUUUGGUGUACCCUGAUGCAUAUCCAUCUGGUUUAGUACAGCUUGGUGCAGAUCAGCCUGGUUUGAUGCAACCUGGAUUGGGUCAGCAAGAUUCAGCCCAACCUGGAAUGGAUCAGUGCGAUUUGGGGCAGCCUGGAAUGGAUCAACGUGGCUUGGUCCAACUUGGAAUGGAUCAGCGUGGUUUAGUGCAACCUGGCAUAGUUCAGCCUGGGUUGGUGCAACCAGGAGCAGCUCAGGUUGGUUUGGUGCAACCAGGAGCAGCUCAGCCUGGUUUGGUCCAACCUGGAGCAGGUCAGCCUGGUUUGGUCCAACCAGGAGCAGGUCAGCCUGGUUUCGUGCAACCUGGAGCAGGUCAGCCUGGUUUGGUACAACCCGGAAUGGAUCUGGGUGGUUUGGUCCAACCCCGAAUGGGUCAGCGUGGUUUGGCACAACCUGGUUCAGCUCAGCCUGGUUUGGUCCAACCUGGAGCGGCUCAGCCUGGUUUGGUGCAGCCUGGUGCAGCUCAUCCUGGUUUGGUCCGACCUGGAGCAGGUCAGCGUGGUUUGGUCCGACCUGGAGCAGCUCAGGUUGGUUUGGUGCAACCUGGUGCAGCUCAGCCUGGUUUGGUGCAACCUGGAGCAGCUCAGCCUGGUUUGGUCCAACCUGGAGCAGGUCAGCCUGGUUUGGUGCAACCCGGAAUGGAUCGGCGUGGUUUGGUCUACCCUGGUGCUGAUCAGGGUGGUUUGGUCCAGCCUGGUGCAGGUCAGCCCGAUUUGGUACAACCUGGUGCAGGUCAGCCUGGUUUGGUGCAACGUGGAGUGGGGCAGCGUGGUUUGGCAGAGCCUGGCCCAGGUCCACGUGGCGUUUUUCAACCUGGUGCCUAUCCACCUGGUUUGCUACAGCCAGGUGCAUAUCUUCCCGGUUCAGUGGAGCCUGGUGCCUAUCCACAAGGUUUGGUUCCACCUGGUGCCUAUCCUCGCGGUUUGGUCCAGCCUGGUGCACUUCCACGUGGUUUCAUGCAGCCUCUUACUGAUCAGCGUGGCUUGAGGCAACCCGGUAGAGAUCAGCAAGGCUCAAUGCCAUCAAGCACAGAGCUUCGUGGCUUUCCAACAUUCCACCCGGAGUCUCUAAGAUUUAUAUCACCAUAUCCAUAUCAGCAUGGUGUAAUGCCUCCUAGCAGAGGUCAGCAUGGCCAGGUGUCACCGCUCCUCUCCGGUCAAGGCUUGGCACCACCAGGUACUGACCAAGAGGGUUUAUCAGAAACUUACCAGCCAGGCGUGAUACAUCCGGGCACAGAUCAGGGCGGCCAAAUAAAACCAGGUGCAGACCAGCACAACCAGUCAUACUCUAUCCCAGAAUCCCGUGACCUAACGUACCCUGGCCCUCGGGGCCCAGGCUUUCCUGGGGUAGAUCAGCUCCAGGUCAGUGUGGAUCCACAACAAACACAUACCUCAGACCGAGCUGGAAUUUCUGUCCAGACUACCCCAAGCCAAGAAGCCACCUCUGCCAAGAGUACAGUCUUUCUCAACGAUCUCUACCGAGUCUCAUCCGGAAGGGUCAAUGUCCAGAGCGAAAGACAUGAUUCCCUGGAUAAAUUGUCUCCCAGCUUCCCUAUAGCAGUGGAAACAUUUCGUCUGAUGGGAGAGCUCAUUGGCCUUUAUGUAGAGCUCAAGGAGAACAUGAAGGAGCUGGAUGAGGAGAAGGCUGGCCAGACGGACUUAGAGAAGUUACAGUACUUGCUUUCACUCAUGGUCAAAAAGACUAUACCACCUGACCUGCAGGAACAGAUGAAGACCUUAAAGGCCUUGACCAAAGAAGUGCGGCAGGAAAGAGCCAAACUGGACAAGAUACAGAGGCUCCUGGAGGGCGAAAGGGAACAGGAAAUCGGAAAAGAAAUGAAAGACGACCAGCUGAGCACGCAGCUGGGAAUCCUCAGAGUCACCGUGGCCGACAUUGAGAAGGAGUUGGCCGAGCUCAGGGAGAGCCAAGAGCGGGGCAAGGUCAGCAUGGAACAUUCAGUCUCCGAAGCCUCUCUCUACCUGCAGGACCAGCUGGACAAGCUCAGGACGAUCAUCGAGAGCAUGCUGGCCUCAUCCUCCACGCUGCUGUCCAUGAGCAUGACUCCUCGCAAGAUCCUAACGGCCUCGGCACCUAGCCAGAUCGACCCUGAGACCGCCUGCCCGGCCUGCAGCCUGGACCUGGGCCAUCAGGUCAGCAUGCUGGUGCAGCGUUACGAGCAGCUCCAGGACAUGGUCACCAAUCUGGCUGCCACCCGGCCCUCCAAGAAAGCCAAGCUGCAGAGCCAGGACGAAGAGCUGCUGGGCCACAUCCAGAGCGCCAUCCUGCAGGUACAGGGCGACUGCGAGAAACUCAACAUCACCACCGGCAGCCUCAUCGAGGACCAUCGGCAGAAGCAGAAGGACAUUGACGUGUUGUACCAGGGUCUGGAGAAGCUCGAGAAGGAGAAGGCCAACAGGGAGCACCUGGAGAUGGAGAUUGACGUGAAAGCUGACAAGAGUGCCCUGGAGGCCAAAGUGAGCCGGGUCCAGUUUGACGCCACCACGGAGCAGCUGAACCACAUGAUGCAGGAGCUGAUGUCUAAAAUGAGCGGGCAGGAGCGGGACUGGCAGAAAAUGCUGGACAAGCUGCUGGUGGAGAUGGACAGCAAGCUGGACCGCCUGGAGCUGGACCCCGUGAAGCAGUUGCUGGAGGACCGGUGGAAAGCCUUGCGGCAACAGCUUAAAGAGCGCCCUCCCCUCUACCAGGCGGACGAGGCAGCGGCCAUGCGGAAGCAGCUCUUGGCACAUUUCCACUGCCUCUCGUGCGACCGUCCCUUGGAGACACCUGUGACCGGACAAAUUAUCCCUGUGAUUCCCAUGGGCCCAGGCCUGCCCGGGCACCGUUCCAUCCGCCCCUACACGGUCUUUGAACUGGAGCAGAUCCGGCAGCAGAGCCACAACCUAAAGCUGGGCUGUGCCCCCUUCCCUCGGGGCGACUUGGCGCACAUGGAGCGGAGCGUGGGACGCCUGCGCACCAUGCACUCCAAGAUGCUGAUGGACAUUGAGAAGGUGCAGAUCCACUUUGGAGGCUCAGUCAAGGCCAGCAGCCAGAUGAUCCGUGAGCUGCUGCAGGCCCAGUGCCUGAGCUCCCCCUGCCACAGACGGGUGCCAGACAUGGCCGACUACACCUACUCGAGCGCGCCUCGGCGCUGCGGGGGCAGCCACACCCUCACCUACCCCUACCGCCGCAACCGCCUGCAGCACCUGUCACAGGGCCUGUACCCCACCGAGGAGAUCCAGAUCGCCAUGAAGCAUGAUGAGGUGGAUAUCUUGGGCCUGGAUGGACAUAUUUACAAGGGACGGAUAGAUACAAGGCUGCCGGGCAUCCCGAGCAAAGACACCCCGGUCUCAGCUUCGGGGAUGACAAAGCACAAGGCCAAGCAGCCCCGGCCGCACACGCACCGGCAGCAGUCUCUCAGCGACAGCAGCCAGCUGCCCUCCCGGCCACAAAGUGCUCAGAUGCUGGCUGGCAACAAUUCAGCUCCUUCCCAUCGGCGCAAAGACAGACCCGUCUCCUCCGAGGGGCUCCUCUCCCAGCCGAACGUGGCCCACCCGCCCAGCCCCAGCGAGAUGGGAAACCGGCCGGCGGAUGUGGACGCGCACCUGGAUGUCCCGCCGGGGGAGGGUCUCGAGGAGCCCACCCGGGGGCCGAGGUCCACCGCUGCUCACUGAGCAAAGCUACAAAUAAAUGUUUAGGAAGAA